Messenger RNA from Thamnophis sirtalis, 1510 nucleotides. The record is from RefSeq and is a predicted model, not a curated record. NCBI's taxonomy places the organism in Eukaryota, Metazoa, Chordata, Lepidosauria, Squamata, Natricidae.
CAUGACUUGUUCCUGUAAAGCUUGUAAUGAAUAUUAUUGUGGAUUCUACACUAGAAAUACAUUGAAUUUUAAAAAAUCCUGACUUUUACAUUCUUGUUUUAAGUGUAUAUAAGCUUUACUACAGAGAUUUCAAGUGGUAAUGUCAAAAUACAAUUCUCUAGACUGUAAAUAUCUAGUUUUUUCUGUACUUUGUGGCUACUAUCCAAUGAUUAUUCGGAUUUUUGCAACUCUUAGUAUAUAUCAUACAAAGCCACAAUGCAUUUUGCUGUUAGCUUAGUAUAACUAGUGAACUCAACAUUUAAUAAAUGGUUAAGAAAACUUAAUCUUAGAAUGAAUCUCAGUUUAGGGUGAUGCAUGAAUCAAAUCUGUAGUUAAAGUGUACAACUCACUAGUUGUGAGUAUUCUUUUGAAGCUUUCAAAUUCUAUUUCCCAAUAGGUACAAGGAAGGAAGGAAGCUCAUUUAAGUUCAGCAGUGUUCAGCUCCAGGGAAAUACACAUAGACUUCUGUUGUAAAUUUGCCUGGGUAGUCAGUUCCUCUCUAAAUAGAGAAAUUAUAUACCAGUGCAUGAGAUUUAAAUCUUUUCUUUCUUAUGUUUUGUUACUAUUGUUGUUUUCUUUCUUAUGUUUUAUUACUAUUGUUCUUUUCUUGUAGCAUUGCUUUUCAAGUAUACCCAGACUAGUAUUUUUGUUUUGUUUUGCUCCUUAGCUUUAACAAUGCAAAAAAACAUAGUCAACAUCCUGAUUUUGGUUCUUGCUGUCUUGAAUACCCUGGCUAAAGAAACUACUACUAAAGAUGGAAGAAAAGACCCAAAAGAACACAAAGAGACCCAUCCUAAACUUCCACAGACUCUUUCAAGAGGCUGGGGUGAUCAAUUAAUCUGGACUCAGACUUAUGAAGAAGCUCUUUUUAAAUCCAGAACAAGCAACAAGCCAAUAAUGAUCAUCCACCACUUAGAAGAGUGCCCUCAUAGUCAAGCACUGAAGAAGGUAUUUGCUGAACACAAAGAAAUACAGAAAUUAGCAUCAAGCUUUGUUCUUCUUAAUAUUAUUUAUGAAACUUCAGAUAAACAUCUUGCACCAGAUGGUCAAUAUGUGCCCAGAAUUGUGUUUGUAGAUCCUUCGCUGACUAUUAGAGCAGAUAUUACUGGAAGAUAUUCCAACCGUCUAUAUGCUUAUGAGCCUCAAGAUGCUCCACUGUUGUAUUCAAAUAUGCAGAAAGCUCUGAAUCUGCUAAAGACAGAAUUGUGAAGAAAGAAAAAUGACCUAAUCUCAGAUCUUCUGCACCCGACAGUCCAAAUAUGCUUAGUUUUCUCUCCCAAAUGAAAGCAGCCUGGACUUUGGAUUUGCAUAGGGUAUAGUUUUCUAACAUGCUACUUUUUAAUAUCAAAACUAUGCUAUAAAUAUUAAUUUGUAAUGUUAUGACAUUGUAUUGAUUGCUUUUAUAAAAUAAUACUAAUGUAUGCUAAAUCAUGAUUUAAAAAUAAAUCGACAUUACAUCUUUACCAAAAAA